UGUCUUCCCUUGCAGUAUGCACUUUAUAAGAGGAUGACUUUAGCAGCCAUCCUGAUCCAGAGUCGUUUCCGGAGUUUCCACGAACAGAGGAAGUUCCAGCAGAGCCGUAGAGCAGCGGUCCUCAUCCAGCAAUACUACCGCUCCUACAAGCACUCCCUCAGCAGCCUCCUAACUAAAAAACAGAACCAGGCUGCUCGUAAGAUCCUGAGGUUCCUGCUCCGCUGCCGCCACAGCCCCUUGAUGGACCACAGGCCUCUGAAACAGGUGAGUCCCCACUUGCUCCCUCUCUUUCAGAGGCUGAUGCCUGUUUGCAUGACAGCGGAAGGAGAGGGAGAGGUAGAGGAGUUCCUGGAUCAUUAUCACCAUUUAUGUCUUUCCCUAUCUCUCUCCGUCUCCCUCUAAGGACUGUCGAACGAUGACAAUAAAUGUGCAUGACUGACAGAUAGAGAAGCGAGUCUUGCAUAUGGUCUUCUUGGGGGCAUGAUCUGAUUAUCACCAGGGGACUUUCAGGGUUGCUUGGCAUGCAGAUUUUUGUGUGCCUUGAUGGAUGGGGCUGAUAUAGAGGAUUUGAGAGUGUAUGUACGCCUAUGAAGGAUGUGAACUGAAGGAGGUUUUGUCAAAUAACUGCCCCUUUCUCUCUGACUGACAUUUGGGGAUGAAAUCAAAAAGAAAGGGCCUUGCAGUAGUAUUUUUGCACCUCGUACGUUUUCACAUUGUGUUCGACUAAAACGAAAUUCAAUAUAUUUUUAUCAGGAUUUUAUGUGAUAGACAAACAAAAAGUAUCCAAAUGAAAACAUGAAAAGUGUGCCAACAAUGUUUUUUUUUUUGUUUGUUUAUUAGUGAACAUUAGUGAGCAAACAGCGUCACUAAAACCAAAGGAAAAAGUGUCAAGGAGAGAGCCAUGUUGGAAAGAAAGUGAUGAGCCUUGUGGAGGACACAGCAAAUAAGGUGUUGAUACACGUUGGUGGCAGCAUCACGCUGUGGGGAAGCUUAUACCUUUAGCAGGGACGGUUAGGCUAUUUCAAUGGAAGGUGAAAAAUACAAAUCCAGGAAGAGGAUACGGUAGAGGCUGCAAACGAGCUGAGACUGGAGCGAAGGUUUGCCUUCCAGCAGGAUAAACAAUGCACAGCCUGAGCUGCAGUGGAAAUGUUCAGACAAAAGCUUAUUCGUGUGUUUGGAUGGAAGCGUUAAAGCCCAGACCCAAACACAAACGAAGGUUUGAGACGAGACUGUUCGCAGAUGCCCUUCGUCCCACCUGGCUGAGCUUGAGCCAUUUAACCAAGAAGAACGGGCCGAAGAUUUAGUUUUGGAUGUGCAGCUCUGGUAUGUGCCCAGAACCUGCAGCUGUAUUUGCAACAGAAAACGGUCCUAUUAACUCCGGGAGGCGUGAUACAAAUGCACGCUACACUUUUCAAGUUUUCUAUUUAUAAAAAAAUAUAUAUAUAUAUAUUAUGCAUUACUUUGUGUUUUCUAUCACAUUGAAUCCCGUUGAAAUACAUUGAAGUUUAUGGCUGUAAUGUGGCAGAAUGCGAUAUGAAUAGUUUUACCAGGCACUUGAUACACUUAGACCUUCUUGUUAAUUUUUAACCCUGAUUGUUUCUAAUGUGUG
Fundulus heteroclitus (mummichog) is the source of this 1609-nucleotide messenger RNA. RefSeq names its product calmodulin-binding transcription activator 1-like. The record is from RefSeq and is a predicted model, not a curated record. The transcript is spliced from 3 exons. The coding region runs from base 34 to 402 and encodes 122 amino acids. NCBI's taxonomy places the organism in Eukaryota, Metazoa, Chordata, Actinopteri, Cyprinodontiformes, Fundulidae. Gene Ontology annotation, molecular function: protein binding.